AUGUUUAAUUCGUCAAGCUACAGAACAAAACGCAGACGAAUCAACAAUGAAUUGCUUGCUUUAGAAAGUUCUGAUGAUGAUGGUAAUGAAUUGAGUACACAAAAUGUGACUGAUACUUUUGUUUUGAAUUCCAUUGAACCUUCAAAAAUUAGUCAUAAUAACUUUCAACAACAACCUCUUAUACCUGCUUGGGAGGAAAACAUUUUGGAAGUCAUUGGAUCAACCCAAUCCACACUUAUUAAUUCUAUUGAAAAUACAAAUUCUAAACUACUAGGUGAUGUUAAUGAAAGUCUAAGGAAGUGGGCUACAGAUUUCAAUAUUCCACAAAACGCUCUUAAUGCUCUGCUUAAAGUGCUUAAAUAUGAUGCUGGUCUUUCGUUUUUACCAAAAGAUUCUCGUACAUUACUUCAGUGUAAAUCUACGAAAAUAACAAAUUUAAGAAAUGUAGAGCCAGAAGGUUUUUACUAUCAUUUUGGUUUAAGUGCUGGUAUAAUAAAAUAUUCAUCUAUUCUGUCUUUGCCUGAUGUUAUUAAACUAGCUGUGGGAGUUGACGGAUUGCCUUUAUCGAAAAGCAGUUGA
Molecule: messenger RNA, 579 nt
Organism: Macrosiphum euphorbiae (potato aphid)
Lineage: Eukaryota; Metazoa; Arthropoda; Insecta; Hemiptera; Aphididae
Source: the annotation of a GenBank genome assembly